Messenger RNA from Paramecium sonneborni, 894 nucleotides. NCBI's taxonomy places the organism in Eukaryota, Ciliophora, Oligohymenophorea, Peniculida, Parameciidae. The record is from the annotation of a GenBank genome assembly.
AUGUAAUAAUUGUCUCUCAACGAUAUUCCUUAAAAUUUGUUUCCCUUACCUAUUGUUAAGUCUCAUUAUGAAAUCCAGCAUCUUUAAGACUUAAGAAAUGAAUAAGAAAAUCAAAUUCUUUAAGAUCAUUCCAAAUUAAUUAAAGAGAAAACUCCAAAUCGUAGAGAUUAUACAUUAUAUUAGAAGAAUAAGAGGCAAUCAACUGUUACUUAGGAUCUUAAAAAUAGCAUUCGGAAAAUAUCUGAUUAUUAAAGCAUUUCUUAAGACUAAAUGCUUAAUUCUUAACAUUCGAUUCAUAACAAUAUAAUUGAUUGUUCAAUUAAUUAUAAAUAACUAAAUAAGCAUAUAAUAACUGAAUAAUAAUUCUAAAUCAAAUAAAAUCAAAUUUAACAAAUGAUCAGAGAAAAAUUAUAUACUUCCUAUUGUAAUUCAAUCAAAAAGCAAUCAAAAUUAAAUGGAACUUUAUUUGCGAAAAUUAAUGAAUUAGCUCCUUUUAUAUCUUAAGAUAAAAAUCUCCAUUAACCUUAAAUUAAAAGGAUAAAUGAAUUUAUGAAAUUUAGAUCUUAAUCAAUUCCUCUAAAUCAAAAUAUUGAAUUUAUUUAAAAUAGUGUUUAAAGAAUACAAUCUCUUCCAAGAAAUAAGAAUCAUCAUCAAUAAAAAUAUAAAAAUAAAUAAUCAACAUAGAGUUAAAUAUCAUUUCAAAAUAAAGAUGCUGCUAGGAUUAUUCACAAAUUAAACAGAAAAACAUAUAAAUUAUUAAAUGAAUCUUAUCCUGAAAUAGAUCCUACUCCUAUUGUAGAUUAUUAAAAAUAAAUACUUAACAAAAUUGAACUCAGAAAUUCUACUAAAAAAAAACUCAUUUAUAGUUUUUAAGAAAUCAUUGAUUAAUAUUGA